Molecule: messenger RNA, 4098 nt
Organism: Argentina anserina (silverweed cinquefoil)
Lineage: Eukaryota; Viridiplantae; Streptophyta; Magnoliopsida; Rosales; Rosaceae
Product: disease resistance protein RPV1-like
Exons: 8
Coding region: 1-3297 (1098 amino acids)
Biological process (GO): signal transduction; defense response
Molecular function (GO): protein binding; ADP binding
Source: RefSeq, a predicted model, not a curated record
AUGUUGCACUUGCACCCGCAGCACUCCAGUUGGGAUAAAAAAUGUCCGCAACGCGGUUAUAACCGCGUCCCCAACGCCAUAUUGACUGAAUCGUCUGCCAGAGAUCCACGAAGCUUCGGGUGCCGAUACACACGCAAGGGGUUUACCGAUCAUCUCUACCGAGCUUUACAGAGGGCCGGAAUCCACACAUUUAGAGAUGAUGAUGAGAUUGAGAGAGGAGCAAAUGUAGCUGCAGAGCUAGAGAGAGCUAUACAAGAGUCGCGGGUAGCCAUAGUAGUCUUCUCUACUGACUAUGCUUCCUCAAGUUGGUGCUUGGAUGAACUUGCCAUGAUCAUGGAGCGUAAAAGGACGGAUGGAUAUAUGAUAGUGCCUGUGUUCUAUAAGCUGGAUCCAUUUGUUGUUAGGUGGCAGAAAGGGAGUUAUUCCGAAUCAUUUGCCAAGCAUGAAGAGCGCUUGAAGGAGGAGAUGGCCAAGGUGGAGAAGUGGAGAAAAGCUCUUAAAGAGGUGGCUGAUCUAGCUGGGAUGGUCUUAGGUGAUAAGCAUGAAUCAGACCUGAUCGAAAACAUUGUUGAGGAGGUUGAAAAUAAACUGGAACCUGAAGUAUUAAAUGUUGUUCCGCAUGCAGUCGGAAUAGAUGUUCGUCUGAAAUCUUUAAACAUGUGGUUAAGAGACGGAUCAACUGAUGUUGGUGUAGCUGGAAUUUGUGGAAUGGGUGGGAUUGGCAAGACCACCAUUGCCAGAGCUGCUUAUGACAGCAACUUUGGUAACUUUCAAGGAAGUAGCUUUGUUGCAGAAAUUAGAGCAACUUCGGAACAGCCUAAUGGUUUGGUUCGCUUGCAAAUGAAACUUUUAUCUGAUAUCCACAAGCGGCAACCAAAGGAAAUAUACUCUGUUGAUGAAGGAAUACGCCGAAUCAAGCGCAUUUUAUGUUGCAAAAGGGUUCUUAUUGUGCUUGAUGAUGUAGACGAUUCACACCAAUUCUUGGCAAUACUUGCAAUGCGAGCAGAGUUACAUCCAGGAAGUAAGAUUAUCAUAACAACUAGACAUGAACAUAUGUUGAAAGCUAAUGGGGUUUCUAAAAUGUUUAUGGUUAAUAAACUAGAUUGGCAAGAAUCACUUGCGCUCUUCAGUUGGCAUGCUUUUGGACAAGCUCAUCCGAUUGAAAGCUAUAUGGAGCUUUCUGAAGCUGUAUCAGAACGUUGUGGAGGGCAUCCUCUAGCCCUUAAAGUUUUGGGGUCUUCACUGUAUGGAAAAAGUUUAGAUGUUUGGAAAAGUUCAAUUCAGAAAUUUGACGUGAUUCCAAAUAAAGAAGUGCAGAAAGCUCUUAGAAUAAGCUUUGAUACACUACAAGAUGAUCAUGACCGACGUUUAUUCCUUCAUAUAGCAUGUUUCUUCAUGGGAAAGGAGAAAUUUUUCACAAUUACAGUACUGGACAACCUCGAUUUUUUCACAACAGAUGGAAUACAAAAUCUAGUCGACAGAUGUUUACUGCAAGUUGAUGGUGAUGACAAGUUGAUCGUGCAUCAGUUACUUAUUGACAUGGCUAGGGAAAUUAUUCGCGAAGAGUCACCAGAGAACCCUGAAAAGCGUAGUAGAGUGUGGCAAAAGGAUGCCUCAACUGUUUUGGAGAACGUCACUGGCACAGAAAGUAUUGAGGGUCUUAUGCUCAAACUACCCAAGAAUAGACGAUAUGACGGAAACAUUUCAAGAAGUCAGCGUCCUUGGCUUAGUUUUUUCUCCUUAAGCGAGUUAGAUUCAGACAGUGCGGACUUCAGAACAGAGGCAUUUAAAGGAAUGAACAAUCUUAAAAUUCUUUUGCUCAAUAAUGUGAAAUUCAGUGGUGGGGGUGACAAGUUUCCGAAAAAGUUAUCACGGUUGUCUUGGCAAGGAUUUUCUGCACAAUCUCUACCAAAAAAGUUUCCUUUGGGAAGUAUAGUUGUUCUUGAGCUUCAGAACUGCACCCGGCAACUUGUUUGGGAGGGGAAAAGGCAUCUGCCGAAAUUGAAAAUCCUUGAUCUCAGUCAUUCACUUGGUCUUGUUACAACCCCCGACUUGUCAGGACUCUCUAACCUUGAGAGACUUCUCCUUAAAGGUUGCACAAACAUCACCGAGAUUGAUGAAUCCAUUGGUGACCUUGAGAGACUUGUUUUCUUGAAUCUCGAAGGCUGCAAAAAUCUCAAAAAGCUCCCAGAAACAAUUGACAGGUUGACAUCCCUUCAGGAGCUCAACCUACAAGGUUGUUCAAACCUUUCUCUUUAUGCUAAUACAACUACUGAUAUGAAGAAGUUUUUCAGCCAGUUAUCAUUUAGAUCAUGGCAAUCAAUUUGGUCCGUGGUAUCACCAAGAGAAAGUAUUGAACCAACAGGUUUGUCGUCGGUAAGUUUGCUACAUUCUUUAGUGUGCUUAAGUCUGGGUUGGUGCAAUCUAACAGAGAUUCUCAAUGAUCUUAGCAUCCUAUCCUCAUUGAUGGAUCUUGAUCUAAGUGGGAAUCCAUUUAUCAGUCUCCCUGAAAUCCUGAAGAGUCUUAUUGCGCUCAAAUUUCUUUAUUUACGCGACUGUCCAUAUCUCGUAAUGGUUCCGGAGCUCCCACCAAGUUUAUAUGUGUUGCGCGCAACCCAGUGUACAGCCCUGAAAAAAAUAACGAAUUUAGCAAAUCGAUAUUCCCAUCUUUAUGAAUGUGAAGAAUUAGUUGAAGUUGAAGGCGUCUUCUGUAUAAAGCCAUUGAUCGACGAGCUUGAUGCUGAAAUGAUAAGAAAGAUAGGCCUGUACAAUUUUGAAAGUUUUGAACGCACUGAAGUAUAUAUCAUGAGUAAUGCCCUAACAAUGUGCACGAGAAAGUGUCCCCUCCAGGGACUGUAUGAAUUUGGAAUAUUCAGCAUUUUCCUCCAUGGAAGCAAGAUUCCUGAUUGGUACAAUUACAGGGGUGAAUCUGCAUUGUCUAUCAUUCUUCCUUCCCGUCCUAAACUCAAGAUUAUAGGCUUAAAUAUUGGUGUUGUGUACAGCGGAGAUGAAGCAUCAUCGAUUACAUCAAUCACUCUCAAAGUCAGUAACGAAGCGAGGGGUCUUAUGUGGGCAUAUUCCCCUGUCAGUUUCGGUGUUUCAUAUCGGAUUGAGGAAAUGUCAUGGCUAAGUCAUUGGCCGUUUGAGAAUGAUGAGAUACAGGAUGGGGAAGAAUUACGUUUUUCUGUAAGUUGCAAAUGCCUUGACAAAAAAUUCAAAUUUGUCGGGGGCGUGAUAAAGGAGCUUGGAGUCCAACUUGUGUACGAGCAGAAAGCUUGUGAUGACAUCCAACUAUGAAAUCUACUUGUCAGAACUCAACACGAGGCACCUUGUUGGAGACAGAAUAUUCCCCCAACUGGACCUGUAUCGUCACCAAAUUAUCAGAUUCGGCCCGGCAAAUACUUUCUUACCAAUAAUUACGUUCUUCGGACGAAAAUUCGGCCUCCUUCUUCCUUUUCAGCCUCAGAGUUGGAUUACAUUUGUGAACACCAAGGUUUUGAUUUUGAAUUUGAAACAUGUGCCUUAUGAGGAAAUAAAUCUUCUCUGGUUAACGAGAGUUGAUAAAUUGAAAUCAUUGGUUCUAGAUUGAUGUAUAAUUUCUUGGAAGAUUUGAGUACUUGCAACGGUCUUGUGAUGCCAUGAAGUUUUAAGUUUGUAGAACGAGUACCCCCAAAUAAAAGAUGUCCUUAACAAGAGCGGGAAAAUCAGAAAACCCAACCCAAACGAAGCCGCGCUCAAAGUCGCAUCCACUCUCCCCUAACAGAAUCUCGAUCUGCCUACCUUUCAGUACUUGAAAUUUUCCCAAAAUAACACAAGAAGCCUCGCAGUGAAACCCAAAAUAACCUUUUAAAGGGUUCGUCGAUGUACUAUUUCUGCUUUCUGGGUACCAAUCCUCCAGUCGCCUCGCUCACAAUAUUAACAAGACAACAAGGCCUUCCAGUGUGGCCUCUUCUUCGAAAAUUUUCUUGGGAACUUUAGCAGCUCUGAUGAUUAUGUGGACUCUGUGGUGGAACUUGAUGCGGAUAUCUCUGUGAAAUGAUAUCUGCUGCUUCUUUCCCUAAGGGCCUUGCACGUACAUAUCUCUUGUUAAGGCGCGCC